Fusarium coffeatum is the source of this 1287-nucleotide messenger RNA. RefSeq lists its product as uncharacterized. Bases 1 to 1287 code for a protein of 428 amino acids. NCBI's taxonomy places the organism in Eukaryota, Fungi, Ascomycota, Sordariomycetes, Hypocreales, Nectriaceae. The record is from RefSeq and is a predicted model, not a curated record. The transcript has a single exon.
AUGUUGUACACAACAGGUGCCUCAGUAGAGGAGCCCUCUCACAGUCUCACAAAUGCUACGAAUAACUCUGGGAGGGCAAGACAUCGACCAAAGGCGUUGCAGAUCAAACCAUUGGACCCCAACGAGCUGAGCGCCAAGUUGGAUGACCUUUCAGUUGGUCCUUACGGCCAACCCAGCCCUUCAAUCCAUACCGAAAACUCAGCCAGGCCGCCGCUAUCUGCUACAAGCAUGGGUGCACCAUCCCCUAGGACUAUCCCCGCCAUAAAGCAAUCUGCACAGACAACCCCAGUGUCUUCGAGAUCUUUCAAGAAGGACAAGGUGGACGACAAGCUGAGCCUACUAUCGCCCACAAAGCCUCCACGCCGGGGUAGCAUCUUUGAUGCGUUCCGUUUCAGGGGCUCAAACUAUACUGAAGAAGCACAAACACAAGAAGUGGAAAAUGCUCCAAAGCCCGCUCGCUAUAAGCAUGUUCCUCAAGUGGCAGCACAACAGUUUGCUCGUACCACCACUGUAGAGCCUUUGACACAAAAGGCUUCACCUAAUGGCCUGAGACCUCCUCCUGGUCCUCGCUCCAUGAGCAACGCCACCAUAUCGCUGCAGGAAUACAACAAGCAGUAUAGGCGAGCACAGAGUAUCUGCAGUGGCAGACCAUCGAGUGGCCACAACCAUUCAAGGAAGGGCAGUUAUGCGGAGAUGAACGAGCGAUCCUCCCAGCAAAAGAGACAGAAUCCUCGGACUUCCAUGUACUGGCAGGGCAAUAGGCCUGAGCUACCAAGAAGAAUGAGCACAGGCAACAUGUCGGGGAAGAACGACCCGCAGCCCCCAUCUCCGUUCCGACGAGAUUCCGCGAGCGUUGGAGGCUUUCAGGGAAACAAUGCCCCAAGCUUAAGAAGAGGUUCUGCUAGCUCAUCGGGGUUCUCAGACACAUCAUCAUCGUUCGCGCGUGAUUCUGGCCUAGCUACACCGUUGAAGCAAGAAUUUAGCGGAAACACUUCACCCAACCGUCGAGGGUCUGAGACUAGCGCCGCAACUUCUGGAUCGCGAAGAGGCAGCUUCGUCAAUGUCCCAAACCCCCAGCACACAGCCGAGAUACACCGCGUGGACUGGUCUCAAAGCGAUCAAUCCACCAAGAUCCAACAAGAUUCCAAGUGGGGAGGCCUUAAACAGCGGAAGACCAGCGUAAGCCAGCAAAAAGCUAAUAACGAGAAAGAAGGUCCUCAUGUCAUCGAGGCAGCGGUUGCUAUCAAGUCGCCAAAAACUGGAUUCUUCAAACGAUUGAUGCAUUAG